Messenger RNA from Ilex paraguariensis (yerba mate), 2256 nucleotides. Lineage: Eukaryota; Viridiplantae; Streptophyta; Magnoliopsida; Aquifoliales; Aquifoliaceae. The record is from the annotation of a GenBank genome assembly.
CUCCACUAAGCAACGCGCCAAGGAGACCAUCUUUGAAAGUGACACACUGGAAUUAAUUAAUCUAAGAAAAUUCUCUCACAGUACAGUACACUGCUGCCACUAGUGUCCAAUCAACGUUCCACGAUGUACUGCUCUCCCUACUGCUAUAUCAGCUGAAUGAAAGUCCAGCCUAUCCUACUGUACUACUCAAUCUCUCUCUAAAGAAAUAUCAGUUUCAUACUUCAGUAGAUAAAUGAAGUGUCAAGUGAGUCUCCAUGCAUGUGGGAUGAGAUGAGAGUGAUCUGCAACAAGAACAACCAAAUGGGAGCUGAGCUUUUUGCUAAGAAGUUGUUUGUUUUACAUGUCAUUUGUGCCCUUAACUUGACCUUCUUCACAACCCUCAUAUUCGCAGUCACACCCAGACUCCACACGGACGAAGUAGGGGCAUUGAGGGAUAUUGGGAGAAGAUUGGGGAAGAGGGAUUGGGAUUUUGGGAAGGAUCCAUGCAGUGGGAAAGGGAAUUGGAGUGUUCCAAUCACAAGGAAGGGCUUGGAGAGCUCUGUGACCUGCGAUUGUUCUUUCGACCACAACACCACUUGUCACGUCGUCAGCAUAGCUCUGAAAGCACAAAAUUUUUCGGGAGGUGUUCCACCAGAGUUUGCCAGGCUUCGCCACCUUGAAAGAUUGGACCUAAGUCGCAACUACCUCAAUGGUUCUAUACCACCCCAAUGGGCUACCAUGCGCUUGGUUGAGCUCUCUUUCAUGGGAAACCGAUUAUCCGGUCCAUUUCCAAAAGUUCUCACCCGCAUCACCACCCUCACAAACUUGAGCAUUGAAGGAAACAACUUUUCUGGACCAAUUCCACCAGAAAUUGGAAAGUUGGUUAACUUACAAAAGCUGGUUCUAUCGUCAAAUGAUUUCACUGGAAAAUUGCCAGCAGAAUUUGCCAUGCUGACCAACUUGAAUGAUAUGAGGAUAAGUGACAAUAGAUUCAGUGGAAAGAUACCUGAUUUCAUUGGCAAUUGGACACUGAUUGAGAAACUGCACAUGCAAGGUUGCUCUCUGGAGGGGCCCAUUCCUUCCAGCAUAUCUGUCUUGACAAGCCUAAGCGAUCUGAGGAUUAGUGACUUAAAAGGUAGAGGAUCUAGUUUUCCGCCACUCAGUGAUAUGGAAUCUAUGAAGACACUGACACUGCGGAAAUGCUUAAUCUAUGGAGGAAUCCCUGGAUAUAUUGGGGAUAUGACCAAAUUGAAAAAUCUAGACCUCAGUUUUAAUAACUUGACUGGUGAGAUUCCAACAUCGUUCAUCCAACUAGCAAAAGUAGGUUUCAUGUUUUUGACAGGAAACAAGCUUACUGGACCCAUACCUGACUGGAUCCUAUCAACAAACAAGAAUGUAGAUAUUUCAUAUAAUAACUUUACUUUGGAAAGCUCGACUCCAGUUGAGUGUCCUCGAGGGAGUGUAAACUUGGUAGAGAGCUACUCGUCAUCAGCAGAUAAAUUGAGUAGAAUUCAUCCAUGCCUAAAGCAAAACUUUCCAUGUUCUGCUUUGCGUAAUCAGCGUCACUAUUCCUUGCACAUUAAUUGCGGUGGAGAGGACAUAGUUAUCAAUAAUGACACCAAGUAUGAAGCUGAUUUAGAAGCCAGAGGUGCUUCUACGUUUUACUCUGGACAGAAUUGGGCAUUUAGCAGCACUGGAAACUUCUUGGACAAUGAUAUUGAUGCUGAUGUCUAUAUUGAUACCAACAUGUCUGCUCUGUAUAAUGUCUCUAGGCCUGAUUCAGAAUUGUACACAACAGCGCGUGUGUCUCCCCUCUCUCUCACCUACUAUGGGCUUUGUCUUAUGAAUGGGAAUUACAGCAUCAAACUCCAUUUUGCGGAGAUUGUUUUCACGAAUUACAGCUCUUUUAACAGCCUUGGGAAGCGUAUAUUUGAUGUCUACAUCCAGGGAAAGUUGGUGCUGAAGGAUUUUAAUAUUGCAAACGAGGCUGGUGGGCUUGCUAAGCCCCUUGUAAAGACUUUCACUGCCCUUGUUACACGCAACACCUUGAAGGUCCACUUUUAUUGGGCUGGAAGAGGGACAACAGGCAUUCCAAUAAGAGGAGUUUAUGGUCCUCUUAUAUCAGCUAUAUCAGUGGAUCCUAGUAAGCUAUUCUGGUCCUCAAAUCUUCUGGAGUUAAACAAAAUGGAUCCUAUCGUAGACAAUGGUUUUCUGGGAUAUGAUAAGGAUCGCAUUAGGGGACCCUUUGUCAAUGGACCGAUUAGAUCUGUUAUUUGA